AUGUCGAAGAAGUCCGUCUUCGCCUUUGUCCAACUCUGCUGCCGCACGGCGGCGCUCAGGCCGUCGUUGCUGCAACCGCAACCGCCGGUACAUCUUGCAGCUGCUAGCAGCAGCUGGUUCCCCGGCCCGGCAAAAACAACAACAACGCCGCCACGAGGGCGUGGCGGCCCACAAACCAGAUCAAUCGCUACGGGCUUUGUCCUGCCGCUGAACGCCCACCUCGGCGGCGGUGAUGGCCGUGCCAUGUCCGCGGCUAGCGGCCGGAGACAAGCAGCCGGGCGGGCGGCGGGCACGACAACAACGACGGCCGCAGCGGUCCUGGCAGCAACGCUGCUGCUUUCGUCGCCGUCAGGCGCGGUAGCCGGCGGCGGCGCGGCGCCGUUUGGGGGAUGGGCGGCGGGGCGGCGCAGGGGGGCGCACGCGGCGACGACACCGUCGAUGGCCGCUUCCGCGGUGGAAGAGGGGGUGACGGCGGUUGGGCGGGGCGCACCCGGUCAGGACGGUGCCGCUUCGAAGCCACCGGUUGUUUUCGUCCUCGGUGGUCCUGGGUCUGGCAAAGGGACGCAGUGCGAGCGACUCGCGAAGGAGUAUGGGUACGUGCACCUCUCGGCGGGGGAGCUGUUGCGCCAGGAGCGCGCCAGCGGCUCGAGCGACGGGCAGCUGAUCGACGACUACAUCGCCGAGGGACGCAUCGUGCCCGUCGCCAUCUCCCUGGCUCUGCUGAGGAAGGCAAUGGAGACGAGCGAGCCUCACUCGAGGUUCCUCAUCGACGGCUUCCCGCGGAACAGGGACAACAUGGAGGGGUGGGAUGAAGCCAUGGGAGACGUAGCGGACAUUCGAUCGGUGUUGUUCUUGUACUGCCCGGAAGACGUGCUCGAGAAGCGCUUGCUCUCGAGGGGCAAGAGCAGCGGAAGGACGGACGACAACGCCGAAACCGCGAAGCGGCGGUUCCAGACGUACGUGGAAAUGACUUUGCCGGUGGUGGAGGAAUUCCAGCAGAAGGGAAUCGUCCCCCGCGUUGACGGCAACCAAGACAUCGAGUCUGUGUUCCGCGACGUCCUUCUCGGGCUAAAAUCGGUGCACGAGAAGGAGGUGUUAGACGCGAACCGCUUGGCUGUGGAGGCCGUCUGCACAGGGGACUGGGCGGCGUACGCGCAGCUGUGCGCGCCGGGUAUGACCGAAGUGCUAGGGGGGGGACUGGCGGCCGUAUCCCCGGACGAAAGCGCCUCCGCCUCCGCCUCCGCGUCGCCGGCGGCGAUUUCGAGGCCACAAGUGCGCAUGCUCAAGGGUGGGGCGGCGGCCGUUGUCUCGUGCGAGCGGCCGCGGGGGCCGGGCCUGACGGGCGGCGACAGCGGCACUGCGGUCCGUGAGACGAGGGUGUGGGAGAUGCUGGACGGCCGAUGGAAGUGCGUCCAGUGUCACACCUCGCUCUGA
This is a messenger RNA of Ectocarpus siliculosus, 1434 nucleotides long. The record is from the annotation of a GenBank genome assembly. Lineage: Eukaryota; Phaeophyceae; Ectocarpales; Ectocarpaceae.